Neofelis nebulosa (Clouded leopard) is the source of this 4721-nucleotide messenger RNA. It is a transcript of the gene TREH, whose product is annotated as trehalase. Gene Ontology annotation, biological process: trehalose catabolic process. NCBI's taxonomy places the organism in Eukaryota, Metazoa, Chordata, Mammalia, Carnivora, Felidae. The record is from RefSeq and is a predicted model, not a curated record. Gene Ontology annotation, molecular function: alpha,alpha-trehalase activity.
GCACCCCUCCCCAACACUCUCGGCAGCCAGAUUUACUGCUACAGGGAGCUCCCGCACCAGGUUCAGAUGGCGAAGCUCUACCAGGACGACAAGCAGUUUGUGGACAUGCCACUGUCCUCGACUCCAGACCGAGUUCUGCAGCACUUCCGGGAGCUGGCCGCCCGCCACAACCACAGCAUUCCCACGCCACUGCUUCGCGCCUUCAUCCAGGAACACUUCCAGGCCGCGGGGCAGGAGCUGCAGCCCUGGACCCCCGAGGACUGGAAGGACAGCCCCCGGUUCCUGGGGAAGAUCUCGGACCCCAAGCUACGGAUCCGGGGGGAGCAGCUGCACCAGCUCUGGAAGAAACUGGGAAAGAAGGUGAAGCCAGAGGUCCUCAGCCACCCCGAGCAGUUCUCUCUGCUCUACUCAGAACACCCCUUCGUUGUGCCUGGUGGGCGCUUUGUCAAAUUCUACUGGGACUCCUACUGGGUGAUGGGGGGGGAGGGGCUGCUCCUCUCUGAGAUGCCCGAGACCGUGAAGGGCAUGCUGAACUUCCUGGACCUGGUGCGACUCUGUGGACGUGUCCCCAACGGGGCCCGCGUGUACUCCCUGCAGCGGAGCCAGUCCCCCCUGCUGACUCUCAUGAUGCACUCCUAGGUGGCUCACACCAACGAUACCCCCUUCCUGAGGGACAACAUCGGGACCCUAGCUUUGGAAUUGGACUUCUGGACUGAGCACAGGAACGUCUCUGUGAGCUCGGGGGGGAAGAACUACGUCCUGAAUCACUAUUCUGUCCCUUAUGGGGGACCCAGGCCCGAGUCUUACAGCAGAGACGGGGAGGUCAGGCAUCUGGGUGGGGCUGGGACCCUGAUGUUGUGUGUCAGGCCCCGGUCCCGGGUCUGCUGCUGCCUCGUCAUCACAGGGGACCGGGAAGCUCUGUGGGCCGAGCUCAAGGCUGGGGCCGAGUCUGGCUGGGACUUCUCCUCACGUUGGCUCGUCAAAGGCCCGAACCCCAACUUGCUGAGCAGCAUCCGGACCAGCAAACUCGUGCCUGUUGAUCUCAACGCCUUCCUGUGCCAGGCAGAGGAGCUGAUGAGCGACUUCUACUCCAGACCGGGGAACGACCUCCAAGACACAAAAUACAGAAAUAUGCGGGAACAGCGCUUGGCUGCCAUGAAAGCCAUCCUGUGGAAUGAGGAGAACGGUGCCUGGUUUGACUAUGACCUUGAGAACAGAAGGAAGAACCUCGAGUUUUACCCAUCCAACCUUAGUCCUCUCUGGUCUGGCUGUUUCUCUGACCCGGGAGUCGUGGACAAGGCUCUGAAAUAUCUGGAGGACAGCCAGAUCUUGACCUACCAGUACGGGAUCCCGACCUCUCUCCGGAAGACAGGCCAGCAGUGGGACUUCCCCAAUGCCUGGGCCCCCUUGCAGGACCUGGUCAUCAGAGGUAGGGAGGCAGCAGUGGGGCACAUCCCAGGGCCUGCCCUCCUUGCAUCUAGAGGGUCAGCCCCCUGGUACUGGGGAGGUGUGAACAGAGGAUGUGAGGGCUUUCUCUGGCUCUUCUGUUCUCAUGGCUUCCCCCUCAGCAGACAUUUGUGUCUGCCCCCACCUGUCCAGGGAACCAGCCUUCCUUUGUCUCUCCAAACCCAGGCCCUGGGGAAAGAGCACGUUGGCUUUUCACGUGGUUUCAAGAUGAAGGUCUUGAGGCUCUCGGGCCUCUUUCCCUCCUUGAGGAGAGUAAGGUUCAGGCCCAUGCUCCCUCUGGGUUGGGGACUCAGGUGGCUCAGGGUCCCGCCUGGGGCAGGGUGGGGUCUAGGUCUGGCCAAGUGUCCUUCCCCUCGGGCCCAGGAAGUGGCUUUCCAGCUGGCUCAGAAUUGGAUCCAAACCAACUUUGAGGUCUACUCCAGAAAGUCAGCCAUGUAUGAGAAGUAUGACAUCAGCAACGGUGGUCAGCCAGGUGGAGGAGGGGAGUAUGAAGUUCAGGAGGGCUUUGGCUGGACCAGUGGAGUGGUCCCGAUGCUCCUGGACCGCUACGGCGACCGACUGAGCUCGGGGACCCAGACCGCUUUCCUGGUGCCCCAGUGCCUCACAACUGCCCUUCUGCUCAGCCUCCUGCCACAGUGAUGGGCCUCCCUGCCCCGUCUGCCUCAUUAAACCUCUGCGUGAGUCCUCACGUUUUCUUACUUCUAGAGCCCCCAUACCCCACCCAGAGCCAGUCCUUGGAGUGGUCAGGAUAGGGACCUGGAAGUCAUGGGCUGUGUGCCCUUAUCCCUCCUAGAACCCCAGUAAGGAGGAAAUCCUAUUUUGCGGGGAACACCUGGCCCCAUAGGCCAUACAACCUGGCUUCCCAAACACAUACUCCAAAUGCUUUAUUGUUCUGUUGAGAUGCUUACAAAUACUGAAAAUCGCCCAGCCCAGGCCGGGCAACCAUGGCCCAGUGUUGGGCAGAGGAGCAGGGUUGUGGGCUUAGUGUUAAGGCGUGAAGGGCUGAGGCCAGACGGCUGGGGGCCUGGUCCUCUGCUCUCCAUUUCUGUCAUCCUUCUGAGGCGGAAGGGAGGGCAGCCAGCCCCCAGGGUCCUCCCCCUCGGCUCCUGCUCAGGCUUCCCCCAGCGGGCGUCUGAGCGGCCCUCCAUCCCUGUUAGAAACCCAGCCAGUUCUGUAGAACCCAGUCCAGCUGCCUCUCCCAUCUGCUUCCUUCCUCCAGUCUCUGGAUGUCCAAGCUUCGUCCCUUCUGGCUCUAAGCAAGGCACGAGUGCAAGGGAGAGGUCUGGACUAGGGGGCGGCCGGCUGUGCACCAGGGCCUGGAGACAUAGGGGGCAGGGAGCAGGUGCUCGGUCCCUCCCCCCGGCAUGAGAUGCACAAGGUCCUGGGCUGGAGAGGUCGCAGUACGUACCCUCGGAUGGGCCCACGGCUGCAGCAUGGGCGGGGCCACGGCAACGAGUGUAUGACCAUGGCGAUGAAGCAGUCACUGUGCAGAUCGUGGUUGGGGGUCUGCAAAAAGGGGAUGGGGUUAGGACCUCAAGGAUGGCACUGGAGGUCUCUGGCCCUUGAACAAAGGGGAGAGCAGGGGAGAGCGGGGUUGGAGAAGUACACCGCCUGAGCUGUUACCCCACUCUUGAUGUGGUUCUCCUCAGCCCCCAAGGCCCCCGCAAAGGGGGCUGAGGCAAGAAGGGAUCUUUGGCAGAUUCUGGUACCAUAGUUUGUCCUUUUGCAAAAGAGAACACAGGCUGGGGAGUGCAGGUGCCAGGUCAGAGCUUGAGGCCCCCUCUUGUGACAGCUCCUCAGGCCCGGGGCAGGGCCCUCCAAGGUUACUGCAGAUUCUGGGCUCCCAGGAGCCUCCCCACUUUUCAUCUGCUGGCUGGUUCUUCAGGGGGCCUGAGCCCAGAAAUUCACAGGAUGAGCUCCUUACACCGUAGAACAGUACAAAGUCACCUACAACAGCCCCAGGCACGCUCCGCCCUUCCAGGCCUCUGGGGGCACUCCUGUGUGGCCCGGUGUGCACCUCUGUCUCCAGGGCGGAGCAGCAGGUGGGCUGGCCCGAGGGUCCAGGAGGUCCACACCGGUCAGUUCAUGAAUUGAGUGUAGCCCUCAGCUCCGGUCACGAUGACAUCCAUCCAGAUGCGCAUGGCCUCGGCAGAUGGGGCCACCAUGUAGUAGAGCCGGUCAUGGGUCUUCACACAGAAGGUGAGGGCUGGGUUCGGGCUCUGCUCAGGGAGAGAGGAAGGUCUAAGCCAGGGCUCACCUCUGACCCCCCAUCUGCCCUUUCCCCUCCCCGUCUCCAGGACACCCUAGAGCUCAGGACGGAGUCUGAAACAGGCCCCGAACCUAGUGCCCAUCAGUCCAGCGGGCCCCCGCUGGAGACGGUCCCCUCCUCACACCCGGACCAUCCAUGGGCCCUGGCAGGGCCGUACCCUGCCUCGUGGGGGCACUGUUCCUCAGCGAGCCCGGGGGCACAAAAGCAUCACAGGAAUCGGACACAAAGGGCCCUUCCCGUGAGGACCAGAGUCUCCUCUCAGCCCAAGAGGGGCCGAUGGAAAAAGCUGCAGGUGACGUGCUGCUGAAGGAGCACCCCUGCCCCCAGUCUGAGAAAUGGGGUGAUUCCCAGGACUCCAGAACAGAGCCCAACAUGGAGCCCCGAAGAUCUGGUCAGUGCUCAGCCUUGCUCAGAAUUAGAGAACGCAAAUUAGAACUCCACUGAGAUACCACUUCUCACCUACCAGAAUGGCAAAAAUAUGCCAACAAUAAACAGCACCCCUUAGGUGGGGCUCUGGAGAAACAGGGGAGGUGGUCUGGUAAGUGACAGGUAAGUCCUACCAGGAUUAGGUGUUUGCCCUUCGAGCCAAUGACUGCACUUACGGACAUUUAUUUUACAAGUAACAAAUUUACACACGUAUUCACCCCAACAGUAUCGGUACUCAUGAAAUACUGCAAACAACGCACGUGUCCCCGAGUAGAGAUUGGUUAAUAAAUUAUAGUUUAGCACAUGAGGGGAUACUACACCGCUCUUAAAUGAUUCAGAAAUCUCUGAUACAUAGUUUCAGAAAUACAGCUUAACUUAAAAUGUUUCAGAUGUAGAUAUAUCUCACACAGAUCUGAUACGUUAGCAGUAAAAGAAGGAAUGCAUUGUAUGCCACCUUUUGUGUAAGAAAACGAGUAACAGUCUAUGUUUGCAUUUGCUUACAUUCUAAAACUCUACAAGGAUACACAAGAGAUUUAUAAUAAAAACAGUCAUCUGGAGU